UUCUUUGAUAUCUCAAUGCACUGGUACAUUCUUAUUUUUUACACAAAAUGUCUCCUUUAAAGGAAUGAUGCAAUCAAUGCACAUGUACAAACAACCAAAAAAAAACUGUUACAGUUUAAUGUCACUACUUAGUGCUUAACAUCAAGCAAGGUCAUUUCACUUCUCAGAUCUAAAGUUCGAGCUCAAUCUACUCCUAUAAGACGCUGAGCCGUCGAGUUUCCCCAGAGUCCAUGUGCAUACGGUUGACCCCAAAACCCGGAUACAGAAGACCAAUCAGAUAGUGGAUCUUGCAUCAUGUGGUAUAGACAGGAGGCUUGGGCUAUGUGAGGCUAUGCUUCUACUCUUUCGUCCAAUAGACGCUCGCUCUCACCUAUGUUCAAUGCCCCGCCUCUAGUUAGCAACGCUGACUCCCUUCAAUGCCCUCUUCUUUUUCACCUCACCCGGUUGCUAUAGAAACAGCGGCCUCGCCGCCUCAUGCGCCGCUGCUGCCCGGUAUUGUUUGUAAACAGCCCCGGGGACCCACCUCCCUCAUCUUCCUCCUCCUGCCUCCGCCCACCGGAGCCUCCCCCAUCCAAGAUGGCGGCGGGUGGGAGCGGCGGCCUGUCGUUUCCCGGGGUGGUGGGGAACAGCGCCCCCAGCAACCGCGGUGGCUCCUCGGCCUCCUCCUACAACUAUAGCGGCGGGGUUGGGGCCUCGUCCCUCGGGAAUCAGGCAGCUGCUGCAGUUUCAGCGUCUGGAGUUUCGCCUCCUUCUGCACCACCUCCGCCUCCUCCUGGUGCUGCCGCCGGCCUGCUCCGAGAGCCCGUGUACAACUGGCAGGCCACCAAAACCACGGUGCGUGAGAGGUUCACCUUCCUCUUCAACAACGAAGUGCUCAGCGACGUCCACUUCCUUGUGGGAAAGGGUUUGGGAAGCCAGCGGAUCCCGGCGCACAGGUUUGUGUUGGCAGUGGGAAGUGCAGUCUUUGAUGCCAUGUUUAAUGGUGGAAUGGCUACAACCUCCACAGAAAUAGAAUUGCCAGAUGUUGAACCUGCUGCAUUCCUUGCUUUAUUAAAGUUUCUGUACUCUGAUGAAGUACAGAUCGGUCCAGAGACUGUAAUGACAACUCUAUACACGGCCAAGAAGUAUGCUGUACCUGCCCUGGAGGCCCAUUGUGUGGAAUUUCUGAAGAAGAAUCUUCGAGCUGACAAUGCUUUCAUGUUGCUUACACAGGCUCGCCUAUUUGAUGAACCUCAGCUUGCAAGCCUUUGUCUGGAGAACAUUGAUAAGAAUACCUCAGAUGCCCUAAAUGCAGAAGGUUUCACUGACAUCGAUUUAGAUACACUAGUUGCUGUGCUAGAGCGGGACACCCUUGGAAUACGAGAAAUUCGACUUUUUAAUGCAGUUGUGCGUUGGUCAGAAGCAGAAUGCCAGCGACAACAACAUCCUGUUACCUCUGAGAACAAGAGAAAAGCUCUUGGCAAAGCAUUGUCUCUUAUUCGCUUUCCUCUAAUGACCAUUGAGGAGUUUGCAGCAGGCCCUGCGCAAUCUGGAAUACUGACUGACAGGGAGGUUGUCAGCCUUUUCCUGCAUUUCACUGUAAACCCAAAACCCCGAGUAGAGUUUAUAGACCGACCACGAUGUUGUUUACGAGGAAAGGAAUGUAAUAUCAACCGUUUCCAGCAGGUGGAGAGUCGCUGGGGCUACAGCGGGACUAGUGACAGAAUAAGAUCAUCCACACAGACAGCAAUACAGUUCUUGGUCAGAAUGACACUGGUUUUAGUUGUGAUGGAUCCUCCAGCACCUUUAGAGUCAUGUUUAAAGAACCAGUAG
Messenger RNA from Xenopus laevis (African clawed frog), 1812 nucleotides. RefSeq names its product BTB domain containing 2 S homeolog (gene btbd2.S). Bases 475 to 1812 code for a protein of 445 amino acids. The record is from RefSeq and is a predicted model, not a curated record. Gene Ontology annotation, biological process: neurogenesis. The transcript is spliced from 7 exons. NCBI's taxonomy places the organism in Eukaryota, Metazoa, Chordata, Amphibia, Anura, Pipidae. Gene Ontology annotation, cellular component: cytoplasm; cytosol; cytoplasmic ribonucleoprotein granule.